Molecule: messenger RNA, 1197 nt
Organism: Olea europaea var. sylvestris
Lineage: Eukaryota; Viridiplantae; Streptophyta; Magnoliopsida; Lamiales; Oleaceae
Product: aquaporin NIP1-1-like
Exons: 5
Coding region: 168-977 (269 amino acids)
Biological process (GO): transmembrane transport
Cellular component (GO): membrane
Molecular function (GO): channel activity
Source: RefSeq, a predicted model, not a curated record
CUGUAUUGAUUCAUACACAAUUAAAAGUCCAAUAUUCUCUCUCUUCCUCUUUCUCUCUCUAGGAUUAGCAUAAAUUGGACAUCUUUCUGCUGGACUCCUUGGUUAGAUUACAGAAAAGAGAGCUACUCUCUCUCGAUCGAUCGAUCACUCAAAAUCUUUAUAGAAUUAUGGCUGAAAUGUCCGGAGCAAAUGGAGUGUCCCUGAGUAUAAAGGAUGAUGUGAACGAGAAGAGAAUUCAAGAUUCUCCAGACUGGUUGCCUUUUAUACAGAAGAUAAUUGCAGAGAUUUUGGGUACAUACUUCUUGAUUUUCGCCGGUUGUGCCGCGGUGGUGGUGAACGCCGACAAGGACAAGAUUAUAACCAUGCCCGGAAUCGCGAUUGUGUGGGGACUUGUGGUCAUGGUUAUGAUUUACUCGGUUGGUCAUAUAUCUGGUGCACAUUUUAAUCCGGCUGUGACCAUUGCUUUUGCCUCCUGCAAGAGGUUCCCAUUGAGACAGGUACCGGCAUAUAUUUCGGCUCAAAUGAUUGGAGCCACACUAGCAGGCGGAACCCUACGGUUAUUGUUCCAAGGAAAACAUGACCACUUCGGUGGAACAUUUCCGACCGGCAGCGACAUGCAGUCUUUUGUUGUGGAAUUCAUAAUCACAUUCUACCUCAUGUUCGUCAUAUCUGGAGUUGCUACCGACAACCGAGCUAUUGGAGAACUUGCGGGUUUAGCCAUUGGAGCGACUAUUUUACUUAAUGUGAUGAUUGCAGGGCCAGUAUCUGGGGCUUCAAUGAACCCAGCAAGGAGUUUGGGCCCAGCAAUAGUGUCCAAUAAAUACAAGGGAAUAUGGAUAUACAUAGUGGGCCCAACUCUUGGGGCUGUAGCAGGUGCUUGGGUCUACAAUAUCAUCAGAUUCACAAACAAGCCUUUAAGAGAAAUCACCAAGAGUGCUUCUUUCCUCAAGAGCUCGGCCCGCAAUGGGUCCAACUAAUAAUUAAGCCCAUCUGGCUUUAGCUUGCCGUAAAAUGUUUGAGAAUUUUGCUCUUAUUUUAUAAAUUAUGUAAAAGAAAUUUUAAAAAAUAAAUAAAUGUUAAAAUAAUAUUGUCCAACUCGAUCCCCAGUCAGCCAUCUUGACCGAGUCUAGUUGAAUGUACGGGUCGGGUUGGAUAUCUUGAUAAUUUCCCAGAGUAAUUAUGUCGUGUUGGUUUCAA